Messenger RNA from Kogia breviceps (pygmy sperm whale), 3249 nucleotides. The record is from RefSeq and is a predicted model, not a curated record. Lineage: Eukaryota; Metazoa; Chordata; Mammalia; Artiodactyla; Physeteridae.
CAUGGCGGGAAGCGAGCCGCGCAGCGGAAGUGGCUCACCUCAGCCUCACCACAGCGACUGGCGCCGCCUGGAGGCUGCUAUCCUCAGCGGUUGGAGGAACUUCUGGCAGUCGGUGGGCAAGGAGAGGGCGGCUCCGAGGCCCUCCCCAGAGGAGGCGGACGAGGAGGCCAGCUCGCUAACGCGGCUGCCGAUUGAUGUACAGCUAUAUAUUUUGUCAUUUCUUUCACCUCAUGAUCUAUGUCAGUUGGGAAGUACAAGUCAUUAUUGGAAUGAAACUGUACGAGAUGCAAUUCUGUGGAGAUAUUUUCUGUUGCGGGAUCUUCCUUCUUGGUCUUCUGUUGACUGGAAGUCUCUUCCAGAUCUAGAAAUCUUAAAAAAACCUAUAUCUGAGGUCACUGAUGGUGCAUUUUUUGACUACAUGGCAGUCUACAAAAUGUGCUGUCCAUAUACAAGAAGGUCCUCAAAAUCUAGCCGUCCUAUGUAUGGAGCUGUCACCUCAUUUUUACACUCAUUGAUCAUUCAGAAUGAACCACGAUUUGCCAUGUUUGGACCAGGUUUGGAAGAACUAAAUACAUCUUUGGUGUUGAGCUUGAUGUCUUCCGAGGAGCUUUGCCCAACAGCUGGUUUGCCUCAGAGGCAGAUUGAUGGUAUUGGAUCAGGAGUCAGUUUUCAGUUGAGCAACCAACAUAAAUUCAACAUCCUAAUAUUAUAUUCAACUACAAGAAAGGAAAGAGAUAGAGCAAGAGAAGAACAUACAAGUGCAGUUAACAAGAUGUUCAGUAUACAGAAUGAAGGGGAUGAUCAACAAGGAAGCCGGUACAGUGUAAUUCCACAAAUUCAGAAGGUGUGUGAAGUUGUUGAUGGGUUCAUCUAUGUUGCAAAUGCUGAAGCUCAUAAAACUUUCUCCAUUUCCACUGCUUCACCAAGGAUGAAAGAAGCUAUUGGGUUGCUUUGCUCCCAAGAGAGCUGGAACAUUGGUCUUCUCCUGCCUUCACACUUGGACUUGGACAGGAACUACACCAUUGGCUUUAUUGGGUCUUCACCAGAUUUCUGGGUUCAACUGCAGAUCUUGGAACUUUGCAGUCUCCAUAAUCACCAAUGAUAACCACAAUGAACAGCAAAAAGAUGAACAUGAAGAUAUAAAUGACAGCAUCAAAAUCGUAAAAUGUAUGGGAGAAGAGUAAGAAAAUGUAAAUUUUUUUUUCUAGAAUGUGUUUGAGCCUAUAUGACUACCAGUCUAAAGCAAGUAGAUAUAGAAAGGGUUUAACAUACUUGAAAAACAGGGCAACCACAAAUCAAAAACAUACAUUAGGUUCACAAAAACCAAAAAGAUGAGAAUAUUAGCAUAAUACAAAAGAAAAUCAUCAAACCACAAAAGGAAAAACAACAAAAAAGAAAGGGACAAAGAAGAAAUAUAAAAUCCAGAGGAAAACAAGGUUUGAAAUGGCAAUAAAUACAUAUCUAUCAAUAAUUACCUUAAAUGUCAAUGGACCAAAUGCUCCCAUCAAAAGACACAGAGUAGCACUGGAUAAAAAAACAAGAGCCUACAAUAUGCUGCCUACAGGAGACCCACUUUACGGCAAAGGACACACAUAGAUUGAAAGCGAGGGGGUGGAAGGAGAUAUUUCAUGCAAUGGAAAUGACAGGAAAGCAGGGGUAGCAACACUCAUAUCAGACAAAAUAGACUUUAAAACAAAGGCCAUAAAGAAAGAUAAAGAAGGACACUAUAUAAAGAUAAAAGUAUCAAUACAAGGAGAGGAUUUUACCCUCAUCAACAUAUAUACCUCUAAUAUAGGAGCACCCAAAUAUGUAAAACAAAUAUUAACAGACAUAAAGGGAGAAAUUUACAGGAAUACAAUAAUAGUAGGAGACUUUAUCACCCCACUAACAUCAGUGGACAGAUCUUCUAGACAGAGAAUCAAUAGUGAAACAGAGAUCCUAAAUGAUACAAUAGAAGUUACACUUAAUUGAUAUUUUCAGGACAUCACAUCCAAAACAAACAGAAUACACAUUCUUUUCAAGUGUACAUGGAACAUUCUCUAGAAUUGACCACAUACUACAGCACAAAACAAACCUCAACAAAUUUAAGAGUAUAGAAAUUAUCUUAAGCAUCUUUUCUGACCACAACAGCAUGAAACUAGAAAUCAACCACAGAAAAAGAACUGAGAAAAAAAUAAUUACAUGGAGACUAAACAGUAUGCUACUAAAAAAACCAGUGGGUCAACAAUGAAAUUAAAAAAUACUUUGAGGCAAAUGCCAAUGAAAACACAACCAUAUAAAAUCUACAGGAUGCAGCAAAAGCAGUUCUUAGAGGGAAGUUCAUAGUGAUACAGGUCUUCUUUAAGAAACAAGAAAAAUCUCAAAUAAACAACCUAACCCACCACCUAAAAGAAUUAGAAAAAGAAAAAGAAAACCCAAAGUCAGCAGAAAAAAGAAGAUAAUAAAGAUCAUAGAAGAAAUAAAUAAAAUAGAGAUUAAAAAUCAUAGAAAAAAAUCAAUAAAACCAAGAGCUGGUUCUUCAAAAGGGCAAGCAAAACUGACAAACCUUUGGCCAGGCUCAUCUAGAAGAAAAGAGAGAAAACCCAAAUAAAAUAAGAAAUGAAAGGGGAGAAAUCACAACUGAUACUGCAGAAAUACAAAAAAACAUAAAAGAAUGUUAUGAACAUUUAUAUGCCAACAAAUGUGACAACCUAGAAGAAAUGGACAAAUUUCUAGAAACAGCCCACCAAAACUCAAUCAAGAAGAAAUACAUAACUUUAAUGGACUGAUCACUAGAAGUGAAACAGAACCUGUAAUUUAAAAAAAAUCCCUAUAAACAAAAGUCCAUGACCAGAUGACUUCACAGGUGAAUUCUACCAAACAUACAAAGAAGAACUUAUACUGAUCCUUCUCAAACUCUUCUAAAAGAUUGAAGAAGGAAACUCCCAAAGACAUUCUAUGAAACCACCAUCACCCUUAUACUAAACCAGAUAGACACUACCAGAAAAGAAAAUUAUAGGCCAAUAUCUUUGAUGACUAUAUAUGCAAAAAUUCUUAACAAAAUAUUAGCAAAUAACAACACACAAAAAAGAUCAUACACCACGACCAAGUUGGAUUCAUCUUAGGGUCACAAGGAUGGUUCAACAUAUGCAAAUCAAUCAAUGUGAUACACCACAUCCACAAAAGGAAAGACAAAAACCACAUGAUCAUCUCAAUAGAUGCAGGUAAAGCAUUCAAUAAAAUUCAACAUACAUUCAUGAUAAAAACCCU